Rhopilema esculentum is the source of this 2183-nucleotide messenger RNA. RefSeq lists its product as uncharacterized. NCBI's taxonomy places the organism in Eukaryota, Metazoa, Cnidaria, Scyphozoa, Rhizostomeae, Rhizostomatidae. The record is from RefSeq and is a predicted model, not a curated record.
CACAUUGAUCGAAUCACAUGAAGAGGUGGAAAAGGUGGCAUAAUGGAGGUCACCCCAGGUUGCAAGGUGUUGCUUCCUCUUCUUGUCACAAGCCUAACGAUACUGUUGGUCAAGGGGGAAACAUGCGGUCCAAUUGGUUAUAAAGCAACUGAUUUGUUAAAGCCAGCAUAUUGGUAUUUUGAUUUAAACAGAACAGAGUGUGACAAAUUGCCAAAGCCCAAAUCAUUUGAUAUAAUUGUGCCAGGAAACAAUUCACAACAUGCUUGCCGGUUCUAUAUGCACAUCUGCAAGGGUAUGACAUACCAGUGCUCAGGAACUGUGUGCCUACGAUAUCUUCACACUGAGGAUUAUGUUUCUCUUCUGGGUAGUGAAAUAUCUAAUCCUUUCAAUGAAGGACACAAGACAUUUGAAUCGACAUUCAUUGGAGAAAGUAGUUUAUGUAAAGACUCAAAUGCAUAUGUGCAAACAAACAUCAAAUUUGUCUGUGACUUAAAAGCCAACUGGAACACAUCCAUAGUGCACCACCAUGGAGGGGCAUUAUCCCCAAAUCCUGUUGUUUUCUCAUUUGACAAGGCGGCUUGCAGGCUCAACGUUCAGUUUAAUUACUCUGGUGCAUGUGAAAAAUUUGAAAAUGGAAGCACUCCUGGCAAAAGCAUUAGUAUAGGAUCAAUUAUUUUAAUAUUGUUCUUUCCUGGCUUAGCAUUGUAUUUCAUAAUGGGUAUGCUGAUAAAUCGCAUGGCUGGACAUCAUGGCAAAGAGCUUAUACCACAUGCCUCAUUUUGGUUGUCACUUCCAGAUUUGAUUAUGGAUGGUUUUGUGUUUACUAUGCAAACAAUAACUUGUCGAAAGGAGGACAGAACGAGCUAUGAGACAAUGUAAAAUGUUGAACUGUGUACCAGCGACACGCCCCGAAGCUCGUACCACUUUUCUUGUGGAGACCAAUCAAAACACAAAUGCAGUUUCUGAUGUGCUCAGCUUCGCAACCGCUUGUCUUUUGGAGGAAGAUAAUCGCAAGCAGAAAUUUAUUUGCAACAUUUCGCUAAUAAUUAUUUGUCAAGUAAAAUUUGCAUGUAUCUUAAGUAGAAAUAGUUAAGUUAAUGAAUGGUAAACAUUGGAUUACACUAAGUGAUUGAGGAUCAAUUCAAGCAGCUAUUUUAGCGGUAAAUUCAUCCAACUACGCCUUAUUACUUGAACGAUUAUAAGAUUGCUAGCUAUUUAAAUUCCGAUAUUCUAGCUUACGGUUUUGUAAAGUUUGUAAACUUAAAAUUGAAGGCAUCGAUAUUGCCCUAGAGUUAAAUCUUCAGAGAUCUGGUAAACAGUGCACUGAAUUUGUACUACCCCAAUGAGAUGUAUACUACCCUUACCCACCCUCCUCUCUUCAGAAUUAACCCAAAGCCCUUUAUUUGUCUGGACACAUUGUACCAUGCUGGUAUAUCGUACGCUAUAAUGAAAUCGCUUAAUCGUCUUGCUUCAUGUCCUGUGUUUUAUAAGGCUAUAAUUGAAUUAAAAUAAAUAUCUUAAAUCGAUAUAUCAGUCGACCAUACGAUCCAUGAUAGAGGGGGAAAGGGGGGGGGGGUAGGGAAUCACUUUAGUUGAGGACAAAUGCAUCAUAGAAAAACUGUUGUUGAAGGAACCUGAUAUGACCUUGAUUUCCCGACUCAACGUUCUGUUUCCUAUAAAAAGCAAUGAAGUGCCCCCUUCCUGGAAAAGCGAUUUCCUGCUCUCACUUGGCAGAAGGGACCUGUAGCGGCGCCACUGCCUUCGGAUAAAACUGGCGUUCCCUGUUGGUAAAAGAGCGUUUUCUGGUGGUUAGAAGGGCGUGGCUUGAACUUUUUGGUUUGUCCCCCCCAGAGCUUAGUGGCUGGCUCCGCCAUUGGGAGGGACCCUUCAAUGUGUAGUAUUACAUAUAAGUCAGCGUAGACUCAAAGUACAUAUUCUGGGAUAUCCCUGUACACGAUAAAAAAAAUGAAAAAAGAUAAAAGCUGGACCCCCAACCUCUCUCUACAAGACAACAUUCAAUUAACAGUGUCUUUCAAAAACAUGGCGUACCAGACUUGCUUUUACUUUGUUUUCUGUUAUGAGAUAGUUUUCUUGAAUAUGCAUCAUUUUAAUGAAAUUCAGUGUAUGGGGAACGUUACAUCUUCAGGUUUUGAAGUAAAAGGUGAUUUUGGAUCUAUUUUCAA